This is a messenger RNA of Penicillium arizonense, 2736 nucleotides long. RefSeq lists its product as uncharacterized. The transcript has 4 exons. The record is from RefSeq and is a predicted model, not a curated record. Bases 1 to 2736 code for a protein of 911 amino acids. Lineage: Eukaryota; Fungi; Ascomycota; Eurotiomycetes; Eurotiales; Aspergillaceae.
AUGGCGUCUCCUCUUGUUCUGGGCGGCGCUCCGUCUGAGAGCUUUAGUCCCAAUCCUUCCCCUACUCAGGUUCGAAGGAAACCUGUCCCGCAGAAUGUCGAUCUGACCUCCGGACCUGUCCACCCCUCCUCUCCCCUUUCGAUCGAGGGAGAUAAACCCGUUCUCAUUCCCACUGCUCCCGUGGCUAGACCACCAUCCCCUUCGUCGGCGGAUGGAGACCCGUUUAUAUCGGUGCAGAAGAACCCGAAUAGAUAUUCCCGACGAGCCCCUCCGAACCCCUUACAAAUCGAUACCACUGCCUCCCGGCCUGGCUCCACUGCAUUCUUGAGAUCAGUACUCGAAGACGACGACGACGACGACGACGACGAAGACGGGCCUGACUACUUUGACGAAGAAUACGAACACCAGUUCACGAAUGGAAUCGCGACCCCCUUGCACAGUCGUCUAGAUAGCGAACCAUUUAUCCCAGUCCUCAAAUCCCCUCCUCCAACACGACGGGCAACGAGUAUGGCAUUGCACCUCCCCAUGAAUCGACCCCCUCUACACAUCGACGUGGAUCCACGAUCAAUGUCGAUGAGUGCGACGGAUCCAAGGAACCCAAAGACACCGGGGAACAAAAUCAGUUCAUUUUUUGGCUGGAAGGCGGCGAAUAAUAAUAACACAGCGACAUCUCCUGGGGCUGAAUCAUCCAGCACUGAGAUCUCCGACUCGGGUCGGUCCACAAUGCCUUCCCCUAUGCCACCAUUAGCAAAUGUCCCUAUCAAACCUCCUUCCCCCUAUGAUACCAAGACCAAUGGCUACAGCCUCCCGGUGCGGACUCCAUCGGUGGGGUCUGGGAGUUUAAAGGAGAAUAUAUUUGUGUCCAAAAUGGCGGACCUUGAGAAUGAAUUACGAGAAAUAAGUUCCGAAUUGGCGGGGUCUAUACGUCGAGAAAUGGAGCUGGAGGAUCUAGUUGAACGUUUACAGUUAGAAGGGCCAGAUUCCAAUCGCCGGACCAGUGACUAUUUCUCGGAUUCCGGGACUAGUUCUGUUCGAUAUACUUCAGACGCUGGUCGGACGGAAGAUAUUGAGAAGAUACGUCGUGCUGCAGAGCAAGAACGGGCUCAACUCAAGCUAGAUCUGUCACAAAAGCUGCAAGAAGAGCGGUCUAAACGGACAGCAUCCGAAUCGCAUGUUCAAAUUUUGGAGACUCAAGUUCAACAGCUUCGACGUGACAGAGUCGAUUUGUCUGAUAUGUCAUCUAAAACUAAAGAACUUGAGACCGCUCUGGAAAACACCAAGCGCAAGUUACUUGAGGAGAGGCAAUCCAAGGACAACUUUGAAGACUUGCUUACUGCCAUGCGAGUCGAGCUUGAACAGUUGCGCAACGACCGAGAUGAGCUGCGAGAUAACAACAAGCUCGCUGAAGAAAUCGAGGCUCUUAAGAUCGAAAAUGCCUCUCUGGCCCAGCUACAGGGCGGUCGAUUCGCUUCGAUCGCCGAGGAAGGUGGUUCACCGAGGAACUCAGCAUUUGGAUUAUCACGAUCAAACUCCCUUGCUCGCAAGCCUAGCGGCCUCGCCCGUUCAGGCUCCCUUUCUCGAUCCAACUCCCUUUCCAACAGCGGAGGUAAAUCACCAGAAACACGCGAGUCGUUGGUAGACAAGGUCAACGACAUCGAGGUCCAACGCGAUUUCCUUCACCGAACAUUGCGAAGCCUGCUCGAUCGUCAAGCAUACCAGGCCCGUGAAUACGAGAAGCGGACCCGUAUGCUUGAGAUGGAGCUUGCUCGGGCCCAGCAAUCGGGCCAGCCCCGGAGGCUCGGCUAUCAGAGGGAGGUUUAUAACCUGCGUGAUGAAGUCAACCAUCUACGCAUGCGCGCUGAAGAUGCUAUGGAUGGCAAGUGGCAGUGCGAGAAGAACCUUGCUGGUCUCAAGAUGGACUUGGACCGUGCCGAGCAAGAGACCAGCUCCCUACGCGUCCUUCUCCAGGAGGAUACUGCCGUAUCUGACGAAUCAAACCCCGACAAAGGGGAUUUCGCUGAAGUCAUGGCGACAUCCUCUUCUCUGAAAUCUGCCUACCAGCAAUUGCAGGCCGAUAGGGCAGCGGCCGAGGCGAAUGUCGCCAACUCGGAAGAGCUUUCCGCUUCCCUUGCUCGUGCAGAGUCCCUAGCCAACAAGGUUCAUUACCAGCUUCAGAACAACACAUCUUUGCACGCCCGGUUAGCAGAGGCUAUUGACAAGGGUGACAACGAUCAGAAGAUCUCAGUCAACCGAAUCAAUGUCCUGCAGAACCGCAUGAAGGAACUGGAGGACGUCCUCUUGGUUGCCCAGCAAAACUCCGAAGAGGAGAUGGGCAAGCAUGAGGAAGAGGUCCGCCUCUUGAGAGAGAGCCAGAAUGCCCAGCUCACGCGUAUGAAGAACGGAAGCCGUAACCUCGUUGGCCUUUCACCGAAGCCACCGAGUACACCCUUCGACGCCCGCUCACCGCGUCUGGAUCACACCUCGAGCGGUGAGGGUGUUCCCUUGACUGAUGUUGUCCAGGCUGAGGUCCUCGAACGUCGAGUCAAAGAUCUCGAGAAGCUUCUCCGCGAUGCGGAUAUGGAGAUGGAGGAAGUGGUUGGACGAAUGAACCGCACACAGAUUGAUGUGGCCCAGCUUCAAACUGACAGAGAGGAUUCUCUCCGCCAGACCCGCCAACUCCAAGCCGAGAUCCAAGCGGAGCGUGACGCCCUGAAGUCGCUCAUCAACGCCGUAUAG